Aureococcus anophagefferens is the source of this 1596-nucleotide messenger RNA. RefSeq lists its product as hypothetical. The transcript is spliced from 4 exons. Gene Ontology annotation, molecular function: protein kinase activity; ATP binding. NCBI's taxonomy places the organism in Eukaryota, Pelagophyceae, Pelagomonadales, Pelagomonadaceae. Bases 1 to 1185 code for a protein of 394 amino acids. Gene Ontology annotation, biological process: protein phosphorylation. The record is from RefSeq and is a predicted model, not a curated record.
AUGGGGUGUACCACUUCUUCGAGCAAAAUCGAAACAGAGGUAAUCAAUACAAGAGUGCCAAGCAACGCGCCGCUCCAACCUGCACCAUCACCCUCGCAUUCUGAAGUGAUUACAUCUUCUUCUUCCGCCAUCUUGAAGACGGAACGUGAGAAGCAAUCGACGGAGCGCAUUUCCUGGCGCAAAGGAGAUCUGAUCGGAACUGGGGCUAACGGACGGGUCUAUCUUGGUCUCGAAGAAGAUACAGGCGCUAUCAUAGCUGUGAAAGAAAUCUUGUUCACAAAUAACCAGCAAGAUCUAGAGGAGCUCGCCCAGAUGCAGGAAGAAAUCGAACUUCUCCGUUCUUUACAUCAUCCUAACAUCGUCACUUACCUCGGUACAGAUGUCUCUGAUGAUGAUCAGACACUCUACAUUUUCACCGAAUGGGUACCUGGCGGUUCCAUACAGGCACUUGUGACUAAAUUCGGAAAGCUUUCAGAGGCUAUCGUGCGCAAAUACGUCGCGCAAUUGCUUGUUGGUCUUGACUACCUGCACGAGCAGCAGGUUAUCCACCGCGACAUUAAAGCAGCAAACAUCUUGGUCGACGAUCGUGGCACAAUUAAGCUCGCAGACUUUGGUAGUUCAAAACGAAUGGACUCGAUGGGUACGAUGGGCAACGAAAAUCACUCACUCCGUGGGACGCCAUAUUUUAUGGCGCCCGAGGUUAUCAUGCAAACAGGCCAUGGGAGGAAGGCCGACAUCUGGAGCGUUGGGUGCACUAUUCUGCAAAUGGUCACCGGGCAGCCUCCUUGGAAGAGCCUCCAACUUGGAACACCUGCCGCACUGAUGUUUCAUAUCGCCAAUGCACAAGCCCCCCCACCCAUGCCGUCUGCGCUCUCCGAUCACCUUCGUAAUCUUCUUCUGGCAACAUUUUCAAGGGACAUGAACAAUCGCCCAACUGCCAAUCAGCUACUAGAGUAUCCAUUUGUCGUGGCAAAUGGUGCAUCUGCGGAAGCCAUUGCGGCUGGUGCCCAGGGGCUUCUUGAGCGCCAGAAUGCACCACCCGAGGUUCCACAACGUGAGUCUACGCCGCUACGAGCUGGCGUUCCGUUCGCUACAAUGGAUCAAAUUCACUCGGUUGAAGAGGCGGCAGAUCAAACACUAGCACGACAAGCCACUGGACUCCUAGGUAACGCGCUUCCGUUAUAAAUUCAAUACAAGCCACCAACAGGUGACGACGCUGAUGCUGCGCGAGGCUUUCAGUUGGAAUCAUUUCGACUGCCUCCAAGUGAGGAUGUGAACGCAGCGCAUGUUAAACGAAGCUUGCCUAACGAACAUUUUACGAAGGGGACAUAUAAGCCUUCCAGUGACAAGACAGAAGAUAAUCUAUCCAAACCCAGCAACUCUACGAGCACUAUGCAAGUUGGUGACGACUACGAGACACUAGUAACCAUGUUCAUCUGCAAGAAGGCAGCGGCACAAUUCGCAGGCGCAGACAAACAUUUUCCAGGUCGGCCUCCAACAGCACGACCUCGUGGUGCUCCACCUCCAAGGACCGCCCGGUCCAGCCAAGAUAAAUCAAUUCACGAUUUAACAGCCACAUUACCUGCACGUCCAAAU